AUGUCAGAAACUACUGUAGAUCAAUCGGCAUAUCCCAAAGAUGUUCCCCUUGACGAAGAGAUCAACGUACAAAAGAGUUUAGCAGCUGAUUACCUUAACAAUAGAGUUUGUGAUUUCAGAAGCAAUAUAUCUAAAGCUGUUCGUGAUACCUAUCUUGGUCGUCGAUCCCUCCCCAACUUUAUAAAAUAUGCAACGACAGUUAUUAUUGAUAAGGAAAACAACUUCAGUCAAUAUAAUAUCAAUAUGAAAGUGCUAUUCCUUAAUUCUGUCAAAACAGUUGAAACCAAGUUGGAAAUCCUGAAAGAUAAAAGCGACAAGGAUGCCAGUUAUGUAUCAGAAUACAAAGAGCAUAAUAGGAGACUCAUUACCAUGAUAAAACAGCUAGUGGAAAAUGAAGCUAUUACUACGAAUGAUUGCAAGAUCCACUUGAGCACACAGUUAUUAGCAGACUGCGAAAUGGUUCCUAGCAAGGUAUUAUUUGACCGUCGUCUUGUUCGUUUGAAUACAGCCAUGUUAUAUAAACAAGACAAAUACAAUUUGAUUCGCGAAGUUGGAGAAGGAUAUGCUAGUUUGAUGAACGAACUCACUGCAGGCACAAUUGACAAUGAACGCGACAACAAAGGAAAGCUUAUACCCACCCCUUUUGAAAGAAUUCCUAAAUUCUUAAACCUCAUCACCGCACAUAUUGGUGUAUUUCAUCUUGAUCCUAACCGUGUUUUGGAUAUCAUUCUUGACUUCUUCAUUCGACAAUUAACUGUGAAUUACAAAUUUUGGAUUCAAUUAUUGAAAGAGUCAGAUUGGAUCAGGAAACUGAAACCUACAGAUACAGUAAAUGGCGAGAUUGCAUGUAGUCCAAGUGCUAUUAUGGGACAGUUGUUUGGUUUUAGAUUUCAUAAUUAUCAAAACCAACAAAUAUAUCCAACAAGAGAGUUUUACCUUGCACUUGCGAUUUUAUUGAAAAACAAUCUUGUGAAUUUGGCCGACGUAUUACCUUACCUAUAUCCUUAUGGUGAAGAUAUGGAGGAUAAAAAGAAGGAAUAUAACGCAAAAAUGAAUAAGGAAAUCACAACAAACUCUGGUGGAAAAUUAGCCAUGUACGGUGCUUUGGGUGAAGAAGGCACCACUCAAAAAGUUAAACGCUCGGCUGAUAAGGAUGCAGAGGACGGUACGCAAACAGAAGCCAAAGUGUACAAAGCAAAUGAUGUUGUAGAGCUUGUAAGGGCUCUGAUCUCAAUCGGCGAUUUGAAGAACACCCAUCUGAUGCUGACAGAGUACGACAAGUUGAUCGAUUUAUAUCCUGAAUUGGCUUACGAUAUUUAUCGCCUUUGUCGAACUAUUUUACGACCUGCUUACGACAUAUUCGUCACAGAUAAGAAUAGGAAACUGUACAAUUGCUUUGCCGAAUGCGCUGAACGUUCACAAAUGAAAGCAGCACUUGCUACUCAAGAUGACUUGAAUCCAACUCUACCUUCCCAAAUCAAGUUAAAGCGAGUUUUAGUUACAGAUGCUUUGUUACACGACACAUCAAAUUUAGAGAAAAAAGAACGAUACACCUUCUUUUAUAAAGAAUGGCAAGAGCAGCUCAAUUAUUGUAAAGAAGUAGAAGACUUGACAAAACAUUUUCUUCCUCUCAUGCGUCUCGCUGGUUAUAGAACCUAUCUUGCCACUGAUUUGGUUCAGAAAUUGAUUUUGAUCAUUGAUGGUAUUAUCACACGUAGUUCCGAAUUCCCUGACAGCCGUGUACAUUGUACCACUAUGCUUCGUGAAAUUUUGCUGCCUGCUAUAUCUUUCAGUAAUGGUAACUUGGGUACUAUGGCAAGUGUUUGGGAGGUUCUUUGUCGUUUCAAUUUCCAAGAACGCUACGCACUGUACGGUGAAUGGUAUUUUGAUUUUUAUAAGAAAACUGUUGAAACCAAGUUAUUGAAGGCACGUACAGAAAGAUCCGUCAAAGCAGUUAUGCGUCGUAUCAACAAGGAUGAUGUCCGUCGUUUUGGCCGUGACCUAGGCAAGCUGGCUCACUCGAAUCCCACGAUUGUAUUCAACACAAUAUUGGACCAAGUACAACAAUUCGACAAUAUGGCACCUAUGAUGGCUGAUGCUUGUCGAUAUCUUGGUGAUUUUGCUUAUGACGUUUUGGGCUUUGUCUUAACGGAUAAAUGGACAGGCGCGACUCUUCCGGGUAGAAUGGUUAAAGAGAAAGAGAAAGAUGAUGGCAUGCCUGCCACAUGGUUACGUUCCUUGGCCAUUUUUUCUGGAAUGCUGUUCAAAAAGCAAGAUAUCGAUACGACACCUUUAUUACGGUAUAUAGCUCGUCGUUUGCGUGGUGAUAAUUCUGUACCUGACUUAGUACUGUUAAAUGAGUUCGUGACAAAAAUGGGAGGCAUAGAAAUAUUAGCAAGCGCUUGCACGGAUGAUCAAAUAACAGCAGCAGGAUGCUCUGAUUCACUGAAGACAGAAGCAUUCUUGCCUAUUGCGCCUGAAAACCGCCGUGCCUCUCGUCGUGUUUUAGAUCGCUUGCAAGAAUCACUCUGUAGAAGCAAUGUUGGAUUUGAAAUUCUCGUUCUUUUAUAUCAUCUCGAGGAAGUUGUUAGCAGUGAAUAUGGUCUUCCAGCAGCUGACCGAUGCUCCAAACUAGAUCGUGUACGCCAGAGUCAGUUGCAAUAUUUUGAACUGUUGACCUCAUUAUUUGAGAAAGAAGAAUUCGAUGCAUUGAUGCCAAGCGUUACUGAUUUGGUGAACAAUUAUAAAUUGCCUCUCCAUGUCGCGUUGACGUUCAACAGACCCAAAACAAGCUAUGCUAUUAGAAAGGAUAUCAAUGAGCCGGUCGAAGAAGGUACAAUUUGGAAGCCCCUACAGCCAUUAAACGAAGUGAUACCGAGCUUAUUAUCCAACCCUCCAUUGACAAGCAUAUUCUCUUCGGAAUUCUUCGUCAUUUUCUGGCAACUUGGCUUGUAUGACAUCUAUUGUCCCGAAAGUCAUUACGAGACAGCAAUUAAGCGUCAAACAGAAAUAAUCCGCCAGUGCCAAGAUACGCGUAGUACUUUUUACCAGAAUAAUCGUAUGUCGGUAGUUAGCAAAGCAGAACGUCAAGCUCAAGCGAAUUUAAAAACGCUCCGUGAAGAUUUGCCGACACAUAAAGCUCAUGUUGAGAAAAUGAUGAAAGUCAUUAUGGCCUCGAAGACGCGUUGGUUCCCAAACAUCAAUCAGAGACAGCAACAGAUUUCUAGUAUAAUGGAACAUUGCAUUUUACCUCGUAGUCAACAAUCAGAAGUUGACGCAGCAUUCUGUUUCGAAUUCAUCAUGCUAAUGCAUCGUAUCAACGUACCCAACUUUUCCAGUCUCACAUUGUUCGAUAAAAUGUUCUCAGACAACUUACCUGUUUGCUUUUUGGCAUUCUCCGAAUAUGAAACAACCAUUUAUUCACGAUUUAUCUUCAAAGCGCUUCAAAAAAUGCAGCAGUGGCAUGCUGAUGAAAAAUUGUACGUAAAAGAAGCACAUGGUGAAGAUCUCAUUGGCUUCCAAAAGAACUGGAACUCAACACCUACACCAGUUGCUAAGGAAGAUUUACUCAGUUAUAAUGAUUUUCGACGUGUGCUGUACAAAUGGCAUUAUAAGACAAGUAUGACCAUUGAACAAGCUCUUAAUUCUGGCGAAGCACAUAUUAUAAAAAAUGCAUUCUUGGUUCUACGUCAAUUUGCACCCUGUUUCCCAGCAACAACUAUACACGGUGAUAGUAUUUACAAAAUUGUAAAGCGCUUGUCUGAAGAAGAAAAGCGUGGAAAUAUCAAAGUUUUAGCAAGAAGCUACCUGGGAUUGAUAGCCAAGUAUAAGACCAAAUGGGUUUCGAAAGACGCAUUUGUGGGCAUAAAAGAGGCUCGACCCGUGGAGAUAAAGAUUACCCCUAAGCAAGAAAGCUCAUCAGCUUCAGAAAAGCAAGAUAAACCCUCCUCCACGGAAGAAAGCAAACGUCACGAAAGCAGCAGCACUUCUCAAAUUAAGCAUACAUCAUCGUCGGCUUCGUCGUCAAAGGCGGACGCAUCACCCAAAGCCACCAAAGAAAGGGCUUCUAGUCGCUCGGAAUCACAGCAAGCGCUGCCGUCCUCGUCAUCUUCCGAAAGAAAACGGUUGCGUGAUAUGGACUUGUCGCAUGCACGUGAAUUAGAGUCCUCGAAAUAUCAACGCACUGAUGACAACAGUAACAGCAGCAGCAGUCGACAUCAUCAUCGCACACCUACUUCAUCAAGUCGAAGAGAGUCCCCGCGCGACAGUCGCGAUACCUCUAUUCAGAUACAGAUUCCAUCUCGUAAUAAUGGAACUGAAUCAUCAUCAUCCUCACACUUAGACAUUAAUUCAAAAGAUCCAAAUCGUAAAGCAGCAAGUCGCAGAGAGCCAGCAGGAUCUACACCCCGCGGACGCGGCUCAAACUCAUCCUCUAGUGCUGCAGUCAAUGAACCCUCAGCAGCUACUUCCACAGUUAGCAAUAGUAAUAGAGCGAACGAUGACGAUAGAUCUAGUAGUCGUACAUCUCGAGGCCAUAGCGAAGUGAGUGUCAAUACCCCUAGCAAUAGUCGUCAUGACGAACGUAGUGGUAGAACAUUGGGAACGAGCUCUUCAUCUUCAUCAGCUCAGCGUACAUCAACGGAGAACCGCGGUGUUAAAAGAUCUUUGGACAGUAGUGAUAGAGAUCGUGACCGUGAUCGAACUGAUAAAAGAAGGGAUAUUGACCGUUCCCGAGCUGAUAGGACGCGAAUUGACGACAGAAGAGACGAACGCAACCGUAGAGAUGAUCGUAACCGAAGAGAUGAUCGAAGAAACGAUGAUCAUAGAAUGGGUGACCGUAGAGUUGAUGAUCGAAGGGAUAGAGAAAGACAUGACCGUCGCGGUCGACGAUAA
Molecule: messenger RNA, 4893 nt
Organism: Mycotypha africana
Lineage: Eukaryota; Fungi; Mucoromycota; Mucoromycetes; Mucorales; Mycotyphaceae
Product: transcription factor/nuclear export subunit protein 2-domain-containing protein
Exons: 5
Coding region: 1-4893 (1630 amino acids)
Biological process (GO): mRNA export from nucleus; mRNA processing
Cellular component (GO): THO complex part of transcription export complex
Molecular function (GO): mRNA binding
Source: RefSeq, a predicted model, not a curated record